AUGCUAAUUACGAUCUACGUUGAUGAUCUGUUAAUGGCAUCAAAUGAUGAGCAGUUGUUGAAGCAAGUGAAGCGGUCCUUAGCUGAGAAUUUCGAAAUGAAAGACAUUGGUCCUAUUAAAACUUGUUUAGGAAUAGAAUUCCAUCAGGAUUUAAAAACAAAUAGCGUAUUUCUAGGGCAACGUAAAUAUGCCGAGGAGAUUUUGAUACGAUUCGGUAUGGAGCAGUGCAAGCCCAUACAAACUCCAAUGGAACUAAAUUGCAGGUUGGAAAAACCAGCUAGCGCAAACGAAAGCGAAAUGAAAGUCUAUCCAUAUCAAAACUUAUUAGGCGCUCUGAUGUAUUUAUCUGUUACAACGCGUCCUGACAUUGCAUUUACGGUGAGUUUUUUAAGCCAGUUUAAUUCUAAUUACAGCCUACAGCACUGGAAAGCUGCUAAACGGGUGCUAAGAUAUGUGAAAGGCACCAUCAACUACGGCCUUCUAUACAAGAAAAGUGAUUCCGAGCUAUAUGGUGUUGCUGAUGCCGAUUGGGGAGCUAAUUUAGCUGAUAGGCGUUCUUAUUCAGGUUUUGCUUUCAUUCUCGCUGGCGGAUCUAUAUCAUGGGAGGCGCGAAAGCAACGUAUAGUGUCACUUUCUACCACAGAAUCGGAAUACAUGGCGUUAUGUGAAACAACCAAAGAGGCACUUUAUUUGCGCGAAAUUUUAAAUGAAAUUGGAUAG
This is a messenger RNA of Anastrepha obliqua, 720 nucleotides long. RefSeq lists its product as uncharacterized. The transcript has a single exon. The record is from RefSeq and is a predicted model, not a curated record. Lineage: Eukaryota; Metazoa; Arthropoda; Insecta; Diptera; Tephritidae. Bases 1 to 720 code for a protein of 239 amino acids.